Solenopsis invicta (red fire ant) is the source of this 4097-nucleotide messenger RNA. It is a transcript of the gene PIP4K, whose product is annotated as phosphatidylinositol 5-phosphate 4-kinase type-2 alpha. The transcript is spliced from 10 exons. Gene Ontology annotation, biological process: phosphatidylinositol metabolic process. Gene Ontology annotation, molecular function: phosphatidylinositol kinase activity. The coding region runs from base 640 to 2142 and encodes 500 amino acids. The record is from RefSeq and is a predicted model, not a curated record. NCBI's taxonomy places the organism in Eukaryota, Metazoa, Arthropoda, Insecta, Hymenoptera, Formicidae.
CACUCGCGACACUACGCCAUCCCGCCGAGGGGAUACCCGUGUGGGCGGUUGGGGCGCGCGCAAAGUGCCGUGGAAGCCGAGGGGCACGAGGGUGAGGAGGGAGGCCAAAGUGCGCGGUAGCGGCGGCGAGCGACGAGUGAUUCGUCGUCGUUGGUGCAAGGUCGACGAGGCGGUAUCGCGAAGUUCGUGGGCGUGUGCCAUCGUUCCAUCGUCAUCGUCGUCGUCGUCGUCGUUCUCGGCUCGUCGUAAGGAAGGCGCCGAUCUCUUCACCACAUACGCGCGCGCGCGCACACAUACACACCCCACCCCGCCCCGUCCCGCUUCGCUUCAUUCCGUUCCAGCUCUCGACCCCCUGGUGCCCCGUGUGCGCGGAACGGUGUUUCUCCGCGCGCCCGUCCCGUCUCUCCGCGCAGACCAGCAGACGAGGUGAAUUACGAUGUAAACGAGGUGACGGAGGAAAAGCAGAAGAAAGUCUCUUUCGCGUUUCAUCCCGCCGCCCCGUCAGUAUCGAGAAGGGCGAGAAGCGCGUGAAGAAUCCGCUCCCGUUUCGGGAGUCUCUCGACCUGACGUCCCUGACGGUGACGUCCAAGUUGACGCGGUGUGCGCGGUGUGCGCGAGUCGACGGUCAUCGCAGCAAGCAUGUCGAUGGUACCGCAGGUAUCCAGCGGGCUCAGCAAGCUGAAGAAGAAGCACUUCCGGGUGAAGCAUCAGAAGGUUAAGCUGUUCCGCGCGAACGAGCCGCUGCUCAGCGUGUUUAUGUGGGGCGUCAAUCACACGAUAAACGAACUUAGUCACGUUAACAUUCCAGUAAUGCUCUUGCCAGAUGAUUUUAGAGCUUACAGCAAAUUGAAAGUGGAUAAUCAUCUCUUCAACAAAGAGAACAUGCCCUCCCACUUUAAAAUCAAAGAAUACUGUCCGUUAGUUUUUAGGAAUUUGCGAGAAAGGUUUGGAAUAGAUGAUUUGGAUUACAAGGAGUCGAUGACGAGAUGUCGGGUGUUUAAUCCUUCGCGAGCAAAGCAGCGUACGGAUUUGGUCGAAGGAAUAGGCAGAAGGACUCGUCAAUUGGUUCAGCGUGCCGCUACCAUUCCGUCGAUUACCUUUUCCUCUCCUACUUCUGCCUCCUCGCACAAUUCUAUUCUAAACAAACCGCUGCGUACCUACAGUUUUAAACCAAAACGCCUGAGGUCGCAACCAGUGCUUGACGAUUCAUCUGGGAAGAGCGGCGCAAAGUUUUAUCAAUCUUACGACAAACUGUUCAUAAUUAAAACCCUCACGAGCGAAGAAGUGGAAAGGAUGCAUUCGUUCUUGAAGCAUUAUCACCCUUAUAUUGUUGAGCGACAUGGAAAGACACUGUUACCACAAUACUUGGGAAUGUACCGGUUGACCGUCGACGGCGUCGAACACUACGUGGUUGCCAUAAGAAACGUAUUCUCGAAUCAUCUGACGACACAUAAGAAAUUCGAUCUGAAAGGCUCAACGGUGGACCGAGAAGCGUCAGAUAAAGAGAAGGAGAAGGACCUUCCUACCUACAAGGAUAAUGAUUUCGUUAAAGAAGGCAUGAAGAUUUACAUCGGGGAAGAGGCCAAAGCUAAGCUAAUAGAAACAUUAACCGCCGACGUAGACUUCUUAACGAGAUUACACUUGAUGGAUUACUCCUUGCUACUCGGCUUGCACGAUUGCGCGCGGGCGGAGCAAGAGAGCAGAGAGCGUGCGGAAAGAGAGGACGACGAGGACAAUCACGAGGAGGAGGAUGACAGUGAGUCCGGUAGCGGAUUAGAGUCUCGAGGUCCAGUGACAGAUCGCUUGUACAGUUGGAGUGGCGUCGGCCACGCGGUUACCAACAUGGCAACGCCUCCCGAAUCACCGCAUGCCGCGUUAAUGCGUGAGACCAGUCUACAAUACGAAGAUGCGAUAAUACCUGAGCUAGAUAUUUAUGCUAUUCCUAGUAAAGAAGGUGCUCCCACGAAGGAAAUUUAUUUUUUGGCCAUAAUAGACGUGCUAACGCAUUAUGGUGUACGUAAGCAAGCGGCGAAAGCGGCCAAGACUGUCAAAUACGGUGCUAAUGUCGACGGUAUAUCCACCUGUGAUCCAGAACAAUAUGGCAAACGAUUCAUAGAGUUCAUGAGCAAAGCCAUAGAGUAAAGAAUAUUAUUAAUUGUUGUGCAUAAAAUGAUGAAUUAACGACGAUAUUACCGCUUACUGUCGGACUGAAAUCGAAUUGAUCGCAACUCGCACGAGAGAGGGGGAGAAAGCUUUGGAGAUCGUUAAUCUCCGUUCGGUUUGCUUUUUGGCACCGGUUAUCUUCUUAAAGCGCUUUCACUUGCGAUUCACACGCGAUCGAAUAAAAGCGCGUAACGAAUCGUUCGUUCACCAAAUCUUUAAGCAAACGCGUCCUUCGCCGAUAUUUCUAUACAUCGGUAUCGUUUAUUAUACGGUUGGCAAGAGAUUUUUAUCCUCGAUUAUUAUUUAAUGUGUCUAUGUUGCUUCGUUUAGUCAGUCGUGAAGAAGUGUGAUCGGUUUCUCGAAUUUAUCACUUGAAACUACUUUUUCUCCAUGAUAGAAAGUUUAAUCGCACAUAACGUUACAUGUACACACUUGCAAACGCGCGAGAAUUUUCAUAAAAGUGGCAAAAUCGACGCCUCCUCUUUUCUCUGUCGCCCAUUCUUUCUUCUCGUCGCACAUGUCUCGAAAAAUGAAAGCGAUAAUGAGUAUUCAACGAUCUUGUAUCGUUCGAUGAAUCAUUCGCGAUAGAAAAUUAACAGCAAUGAAGUAUACACCAAUUGGGCAGGCAGUAUUAUCUACGGAUUGAGAUAAAAAGCUCGAAGUCGCACAAAUUCUUAUCUAUUGAUAUCAAUAGCUGAUAGUAAUAUCUGAAAAUGUAUUAGCAACAGUUUUUUUUUUAUAGCGGAUUGAUUAACGGACGUGAGUCACGCUGUAUACUACAGAAAGAUAUCUAACUUGAUGUGUUACCGUUGCAAUAAAUCUCAACCAAGCAUUGUGGCGCUCGCCAAGUAUACAACUGCCUGGGUACGCGCCUAAUCGUUUUAUCAUAUAAGAUGUAAUUUUAGUAGCUCGAUGAAACUAUGAAUAUCCGUUAUUUCGCUGAAGUUAUUGAUAGUAAUAUACACUUCGUAGUAUCAAGGGCAAUGUACACACAGACACAUAUACGUGUAAAUAUGCAUAUACAAAUCAUUACAAAAUAAAAUACAUUUCGUAAAUGUUAUGUUUAUUUCGGUUCGGUUAAGUAAGUUUCUGUUAUCGCGAAUCGAGCAACUCGAUUACUUCGCAGAAUGCAUUGGAGAAUGACACAAUCCAAUGAACGGUAUUAUCGACAUGAUACAUAUCUCUUUGAUACUCGUCACGACAGUACGAGUCGAAUCAGUAACUUACUUUUGGCUUUCAUUUUGCAAGAGAAUACUCAGAAAGAUGCACCGUUCUUCCGAAGAUAAAACCCGCAGACUCCUGCACGAUAGUAUUAUUUGUCAAAAGUCAUAUGGAUUGUGAAUCUCCAUUUAUUCUGUAUCGUUCAUAUAAAUUUGUUUCUUUAGUGAGAAAAUUUAAUAUUUGGUGAAAGUCGAUGUAAUUGUUGAGCAAUUUAUAUUGUGUUAUGAAAGGAAAAGGAGAAUGUGCACCGCGUUGCGUAAGACAAUAUCUUUAAAUAAUAUCUAAUACAUUUUUAUAAAUAUAUAAAUAUAUGUAUAAUUUGUUAGAGAGCCGAUCAUAAUGUAAUGACUAAUUACUCUAAUGAUUAAUAUAUUCAUCUAGUCUCGAUACGUCAUAUAAUUUUAUAUCUUUUAUCGUUUAAUCGCGCGCGCCAGGAUUAACAGGUGUGAUAGGCGAAAGGAGGAGGGGGUGUCCGUUGCUGCGUAUUUGUUGCAGAAUAUUUUAGAUUUCGAAAGUACUACCGUUUCUACGCGAUUGUCAAUUGUAUGAGAGAUAAUAUAAUAUUUAAAAAACUUGCUUUAAACAGCGGAAUUUUUCAGUCGCGGCAGCGUUCUCUAAUCAAUGAAGAAUUACAUCCAUCCGUUAGCAUGCGUCCUCGUGUGUGGCAACGAUAAAUCUUUGUUCAUAUUCAAAUAAAUUGAGAUUCAUCGGUA